This is a messenger RNA of Boleophthalmus pectinirostris (great blue-spotted mudskipper), 3768 nucleotides long. Its product is annotated as extended synaptotagmin-2-like. Gene Ontology annotation, molecular function: lipid binding. Gene Ontology annotation, biological process: lipid transport. Lineage: Eukaryota; Metazoa; Chordata; Actinopteri; Gobiiformes; Gobiidae. The record is from RefSeq and is a predicted model, not a curated record.
UCCGCCGCCAACCUCGGCUCGGAUCCUGGGUGUACGGAAGGAAGGGGAAAGUAUCGAAGCGGGCCGAAGAGACGUGCAGCUCGUAGUCAUGCCCCGGAGAGCGUUUUUGGGCUGAUUUUGGGACUGUUUUUCGGCACAGAAGACGCGGCCGGAUAUCGGAGUCAGGAACAUGAGCGCCGCCGCCACCACCUCAGGAUCUAAAAUGGACGCUCUGAACGGGCCGAACCCCAAACCCAACGGGCCCGUUCCUGCCCCCCGCUCCAACCCCCCCGCCCCCGCCUACAACCCCAACGCCCCGCCCCUCCCCGAAGAGCUGGGGCAGGAGGACCCCCUGGCCUCCCUCACCGACGUCUCUCAGAUGUGGAUGAAGUUCGGCAAGACGUUCCUGGUGAUCCUGCCCAUCUACAUCCUGGGAUACUUCGAGUUCAGCUUCAGUUGGGUCCUGGUGGGACUCGCCGCGCUCUUUUACUACAAGAGGAACCACAGCGAGCAGGACAAUCGCAUCAACCGCGCGCUCAAGUUUCUGGACCACGAGGAGAAGGUCACCAAGAGGAACGCCGCCGCUGCUCAGCUGCCUCCCUGGGUUCAUUAUCCAGAUGUGGAGCGGGUGGAGUGGUUAAACAAGACGGUGAAGCAGAUGUGGCCGUUCAUCUGUCAGUUCGUGGAUAAACUCUUCAGAGAAACCAUCGAGCCGUCGGUGAAAAACGCCACGCCGUACCUGAGCUCCUUCUGCUUCACCAAGAUCGACCUGGGAGACAAGCCUCUGCGGGUGAACGGAGUGAAGGUCUACACAGAGAACGUGGACAAGAGGCAGGUGAUCAUGGACCUGGAGGUCAGUUUUGUGGGAAACACGGAGAUCGACGUGGAUAUAAAGAAGUUCUACUGCCGAGCGGGCAUCAAAAACAUCCAGCUCCUCGGGGUGAUGCGUGUGGUGAUGGAGCCGCUCUUGGGGGACAUGCCUCUGGUCGGGGCCCUGUCCGUCUUCUUCCUCAAGAAACCUUGGUUGGACAUAAACUGGACGGGACUCACCAACAUGCUGGAUAUUCCUGGAGUCAAUGGUCUGAGUGACGGCUUGAUCCAGGACAUCCUCUGUCAGUAUUUGGUUCUUCCAAAUAAAAUCACUAUUCCUCUGGUGGGAGACGCCCAACUCUCCCAACUGCGCUUCCCCGUGCCCAAGGGCGUGUUGAGGAUCCACUUCCUGGAGGCUCAGGAUCUUUUGGGCAAAGACAGGUUUUUAGGAGGUUUGAUCAAAGGAAAGUCCGACCCGUACGGAGUGAUCCAGAUCGGGACCCAACUGUUCCAGAGCAAAGUCAUCCACGACACCGUCAACCCCAAGUGGAACGAAGUCUACGAGGCUCUGAUUUAUGAUAACUCGACGGUGAAGAAUCUGAAGCUGGAGCUGUUCGACGAGGACACAGAUAAAGACGACUUCUUGGGAAGUUUGAUGAUCGAUUUGGACGAACUGGAGAAGGAACAGAAAGUGGACGAGUGGUUCGUUCUGGACGACGUGGGUCAGGGGAAGAUCCACCUGAAGCUGGAGUGGCUCAGUCUGCUCCCCACGCCAGAAAAACUCAACCAGGUCCUGACGGGGAUCCGGGCCCACCGAGGCCACGCCAACGACGGCCUCUCCUCCGCCCUGCUCAUCGUCUUCCUCGACUCAGCGCGAAACCUGCCCACGGCCACAGUCAGUAAGGUCCUCAAGACGGGAAAGAAGGUGACGUCCGACCCGAGUCCGUUCGUGCAGUUCACGGUGGGACACAGGAGUUUUGAGAGUAAGACGCGUUACAAAACCAACGAGCCCGUGUGGGAGGAGGCCUUCACUUUCCUCGUCCACAAUCCAAUAACGCAGCAGCUGGACGUCGAGGUGAAGGACGAGAAGCACGAGUGUUCCCUGGGCACGCUCACCGUUCCUCUGCAGGAGCUGAAGGAGGCCAAAGACAUGACCAUGAACAAGAGCUUCAGCCUGAGGAGCUCUGGGCCCAGCUGCAGCCUCAAGAUGAAGAUGGCCCUGAGGAUCUUGUGUUUGGAGAAAGACGUCUCCGCCUCCUCAGACUCCGCCCCCUCCUCGGUGCAGGUGCGUAAGAGCUCCGCCUCCACGCCCCGCCCCUCCAUCUCCUCCGACAGCGGCCUGAAGGCUCCCUCCGACUACGGGGUCCCGCGCUCCGCCUCCGUCUCCGCCCCCAACCAGAACCAGAACCUCCAGAGCCUCCAGAACCUCCAGAACGGGGGCCUGGAGAAGAAGAACCUGACCCAGUCCAGCCUCACCAUCUCCGGGUCUCAGCAGAACCUCGCCGGAGCCAAAGAGCCGACGCCCUCCAUCGCCUCGGACAUUUCAAACCCGUACGCCGCGCAGGAGCUGCAGUACAGGCUCGCACAACUGCACAAUGGCUCUGAACAUGUUCCUCUGGGUGAGAUCCAACUCACCAUCAGACUGAGCUCCCAGAGGAACAGACUCAUCGUGGUCGUACACAGCUGCAGAAACCUGAUCGCGUUCACGGAUCACGGCUCAGACCCGUACGUGCGUCUGUAUCUGCUCCCCGACAAACGCCGCUCCGGACGAAGGAAAACCAGCACGUUCAAGAGGACGCUCAACCCCGUCUACGACCAAACGUUUGAGUUCAGCGUGUCCUUGGUGGAGCUGCACAGACGAACUCUGGACGUGGCCGUGAAGAACGGAGGAAGUCUCCUGUCCAAACACAAGGGUCUCCUGGGGAAGGUUCUGGUGGAUCUGACUCAUGACGACAUCACUAAAGGAUGGACACAGUGGUAUGAGCUGAGCGAGGACGGGCUGAACAAACCGCCGCUGAUGUCGCUUUAGACCUCGUCACAUGUCGUCGUCACAUGUCGUCGUCACAUGUCGUCGUCACAUGUCGUCGUCACAUGUCGUCGUCACAUGACCUCGUCACAUGACCUCGUCACAUGACCUCGUCACAUGACCAGCUCCGCGCACCUUUAAUUCACUUUAUUUACUACGGCAAACACACACACACACAGACACGCCCCCAUCACGGUCGCCUCCCCUUUAAGACGGCGCAGGUUAAAGGGGCGGGCGCCUGACUCCGCCUUUUAUUUUAUUCUUUUUAUCGACACAUUUGUACAAACGCUCAGACCCCGGUUUUCGUUUUACGUUUUUUUUUUUUCUUAAACUUGUACAAUUCCAAAGACGCUGAAACAUGCCAAAGAAAUCACAAGUAUUUCACGCAUUUUUUAUUAUUUUUUUACUUUUUUAUUUCACUUUAAAGCUGCGCUGAGUCACUUUUCUUGCUUGUUACCAUGGUGAUAUUAUAGCUUAACCUGGAAAGUCCCAAAGUGCAUAAAAAAUAUCAAUCUUGCUUUUUAAAAAAAAAAAAUUAUUUUACUUUUUUUAUCACUUGAAAUCUUUGCUCUUUGCUGUGCGUGGGCUCGCCUCUCCGCAGCUCUGACCCGUUUCCAUGGAGAUAAAGAGAAAUAGGAGACUGUGGGACAUUCCAGCGCAGACUCCAGAAAAGUGACGGAGUGCGGCUUUAACGUCUGCGAGCGGCUGCACUGCAAAAAAAACUCGACGACGUACAAGAGUCAAAAUUACACAAACUCUGAGUCUGAAGUCGUUUCUUUAAUAAAUCCAGUUUUAAAUAUUUUUUUAAAAUUGUCUUUAAAAUGUUAAAAUUCUUUAAUAUAAUUAUUAUUUUUUUUACUUGUUUUGAUCCAUUUUGUAAUUUAUUUCAAGCUUGUUUUUCUUGUCAAAUAAAUGUUAAAAUUAAAAAGAUCCUGCACAUAAACUAAACAUGA